Molecule: messenger RNA, 905 nt
Organism: Gastrolobium bilobum
Lineage: Eukaryota; Viridiplantae; Streptophyta; Magnoliopsida; Fabales; Fabaceae
Product: nucleoid-associated protein At4g30620, chloroplastic-like
Exons: 7
Coding region: 72-662 (196 amino acids)
Molecular function (GO): DNA binding
Source: RefSeq, a predicted model, not a curated record
UCACCGUUUCCAUCCCCCUCAAAACCCAAAGUUGCAAACUUCUUCUUCUUGUUCCCUGCGCGUGGAAGCUAAUGGCGUCCACGUUCUCUCUAACUAGUCAGUUAUCAAACACGGUCAGACUCAGUGACCGGAAAAAGCAUACCCCUCUAUCAACUUCUCUCUGUAAACUAAACUCCAGUUCGAAUAUUGCUGAUAUGAAGAUAUUAUCUCAGCGUGGUAGUCAAAAAGUUGGACAUGGCCAAAGAUAUUUCCAAUUAUAUGGCUUAUUUGGAGGGAAAAAGGAUAAUAAUGAGAAAAGUGAUGAUGCACCUUCCAAGGCAGGAAUUCUUGGAAAUAUGCAAAAUCUUUAUGAGACUGUAAAGAAGGCACAAAUGGUUGUCCAAGUUGAAGCAGUGCGGGUGCAGAAAGAACUUGCUGUAGCAGAGUUUGAUGGUUAUUGUGAGGGUGAGUUGAUAAAGGUAACACUGUCUGGGAACCAGCAACCUAUACGAACUGAAAUUACUGAGGCAGCUAUGGAAUUGGGACCAGAAAAACUUUCGCUUUUAAUCACUGAGGCAUACAAGGAUGCACACCAGAAGAGUGUCCAGGCCAUGAAGGAAAGGAUGAGUGAUCUUGCACAGAGCUUAGGAAUGCCGCCAGGGCUUAGUGAUGGAUUGAAGUGAUGAAUAUUUUAUUCUAGACUAUGACAUGGGCCUCAAUUUUGCAUACAAAAACAUGGCAGAUAGGCUUAUUUUUUCAUUUACUAUGAUUCUGAAUUUGCAAUCUUGAUAAUUCAGAAAUGUAAUCUUGGAGUUAUUUGAAAUAGUGGUGGACCUUUCUUUUUCCCACAUUUAAUCCUUGUCCUAUUGAUGUUUGAAUGGUAAAAAUUCAGUUCUAUGCGUCCUGUUAUCCUAGUCUUUGUCAAU